AUGUAUUUAUUUUUAGGACAUCUAUAUCAACAUUGGGAACGUAGAGAAGACUUGUACAAUAUAGAAUAUCCAUUGUAUUGGAUAAAUACUGUACGCUUGACUCUUAGUUUACAACAUUCAUCUGAACUUAUUCUUCUCUUAAUGCCUGAAGCUUUACCAUUACUCGAACAUUUAAAUGUAACUAUCGAACAGCCACGAAAGGAUUUAAUAACUAAAAAUGGUCAAUCAGCAGAACAUUUUGAAUUGUGCGAAAAAGACCUCCGUUGUAAAAAUGCUACUGGUGAAAGACUUCAAUCGCUUGUCAUACGUUACAUAGAACUCGAUGAUCUUUUAAUUUUAUUCAAUACACUCACUUUUCCUCUUCUUCAUACACUCAUAUUGGUUGAUAUAUAUGAUAAAUCUUUGGACAAUUUGCUAGCUUUUCAACAAUCAUUUAGUCCGUCAAAUUUACCUUCUUUUAAAUACAAUCAAUUUCAAUUUUUACUUCGAUUUCCUGCUAAAUACAAACAUGAAUGGAUUUGUAGAUAUCAUAAUAAUGGAUGGUCAUUUGAUAAUGUUAGUUUUCAUGUGGAUGAUCAUAUUGUGGAAUUACUCGAUUAUUCCUCUCCAUUAGAUAUUAUUGAAGAUAUUUUUUAUGUUUAUUCUAUUCCUUUUGAUUUAUUGAAACAUAUGCGCACUGUACACAAUUAUGAACUUUUUACUCGUCAUUCAACGAUAAUUCGAAAAAACUUUGUUUAUCAAAACAUGGAAUGGCUAUGGAAGUGGACAAGCAAUGAAAUUCAAUUAAUUUCAACUCUUAAAAAACUGAGAAACGUCGAAACGCUUCACUGUUUGUGUGUUGGAAAUCAACCAGAAAUUGUCGUAACUCCAACAUGUACUAAUUUAUGUCUUCAUCUUCGUUCGUUGACCUUUCAAUUCCAACAGCAUGUUCCCUACCGGAGUGUAACACACUACUCACCAUUGCAAAUAAUUUUGGAUGUAUCACCUUAUCUUUCCUAUCUCAAUGUGAGAUGGAGAGAUCUUUCUCAUUGUUCUGGCACGUAUCCAAUGAUUACACAUGUUGAUCUCACCGUUUAUGGAUGGGAACGUAGAGAUUUUGACGUAAAUCGAUUAAAUAUACUUACACCUAAAAUGCAUUACCUCACUAUUCGUGGGCAAGAACUGAUAAGAGAAAAACAAAUGGUUGAUCUUGUAUUGGAAUUGCUGAUCAAUAAGGCUUAUUUUCGUGAAUUAAUACUAUUACAGAUAAAUAAAAAUGGUAGAGUCACACUUAAACCACAUGUAAAAACAAGAACUAAAGAGGCAAUUAUGGCAAAGAUCGAUCGCCUACAAGACUCAACUAUGACUCGAAUUGAAUUUUCUUACCAUAACCAGCUUAGCAUUUGGCUUUGCUAA
Molecule: messenger RNA, 1395 nt
Organism: Rotaria sp. Silwood2
Lineage: Eukaryota; Metazoa; Rotifera; Eurotatoria; Philodinida; Philodinidae
Source: the annotation of a GenBank genome assembly